CGCUCCGUGACCGGCUCCUGAGCGCCGUGGUGUCCUGCUUCAAGCGGCACGGGGCGGCCGCCAUCGACACCCCCGUGCUGGAGCUGCGGGAGACGCUGAUGGGGAAGUACGGGGAGGACACGAAGCUCAUCUACGAGCUGCAGGACCAGGGAGGGGAGCUGCUGGCCCUGCGCUACGACCUCACCGUACCCUUUGCUCGCUACCUGGCCAUGAACAAGGUCAACAACAUGAAGCGCUACCACGUCGCCAAGGUGUACAGGAGGGACAACCCAGCCACAACCCGGGGCCGCUACCGCGAGUUCUACCAGUGCGACUUUGACAUCGCCGGGCAGUUUGACCCGAUGAUUCCCGAUGCCGAGUGCCUGAAGAUUGUGCACGAGAUCCUGAGUGACCUGCAGCUCGGGGACUUUGUCAUCAAGGUCAAUGACCGUCGCAUUUUGAAUGGGGUGUUUGCUGUCUGUGGUGUUCCAGAGAGCAAGUUCAUACCUGCCUGCUCCACCGUGGACAAGCUGGACAAGAUGCCGUGGGAAGAAGUGAGGACUGAGAUGGUGGGAGAGAAGGGGCUCUCUCCCGAGGCUGCAGAUCGCAUUGGGGAGUAUGUCCAGCUCCAUGGUGGGCUGGACCUGAUCGAGCGGCUUCUCCAGGACCCAAAGCUAUCCCAGAACAAGCUGGCCAAGGAAGGGCUGGGGGACAUGAAGCUGCUGUUUGAGUAUCUGACCCUGUUUGGCAUCACAGGGAAGAUCUCCUUUGACCUGAGCCUGGCCCGGGGCCUGGACUAUUACACAGGGGUGAUCUUUGAGGCUGUGCUGCUGCAGCAGGAGAACGAGCACGUGGAGGAGCCGGUCAGCGUUGGGAGCGUGGCUGGAGGCGGCCGCUACGACGGGCUGGUGGGGAUGUUUGAUCCCAAGGGCAGGAAGGUGCCCUGUGUGGGGGUCAGCAUUGGGAUCGAGCGGAUCUUCUCCAUCCUGGAGCAGAGACUGGAGGCUUCUGGGGAGAAACUUCGAACAACUGAGACCCAAGUGCUGGUGGCUACACCACAGAAACACCUGCUUGCUGCCAGACUGAAGCUCAUCUCUGAGCUGUGGGACGCAGGGAUCAAGGCAGAGAUGCUGUACAAGAAGGACCCUAAAUUGCUGAAGCAGCUGCAGUACUGUGAGGACACAGGGAUCCCCCUGGCUGCCAUUGUGGGAGAGCAGGAGCUGGCAGAUGGAGUGGUCAAGCUUCGAGAUGUUGCAACAAGAAAGGAGGUUGAUAUCCCAAGAGAAAAGCUGAUUGAUGAGAUCAGGAGAAGGCUGGAGCCCUGAGGACUUCUCUGGCUGGAGCUGCUUGGCUGAACUGCUGCACAACUGGAAUCCAGCACCUCAGCCAUUCACUGCCAGCUGCGGUCUGGGUAACACCCACUGGCCUAAGGCUCAUUGCCUCGGCUAAGGCAGUGAGAACAGAGGAGUAAGAGGGUUUUAAAAGCAAUGGACGGUGCAGUCACCAGGUUAACCUUGUGGUUAGCUUCUCUGAAGGUCAAGUUCGUGGGUUCCUACAGUCCCUGUACCUGUACAACCAUUUCCAUCACUGUAGGUGGUGGUGGCACAGAUGGAUGUGGUGCUGCUCGAGCAGGAUCAGGUGGAAUUCCAGAUUUGGGAGAGGGAAUCCAUGGUGUGUUGGGCACCUGCCGGCUCAGGACGUGGGGCGAGGGGGGCAGUGAAAAGGCAAC
This is a messenger RNA of Sturnus vulgaris (Common starling), 1708 nucleotides long. Its product is annotated as histidine--tRNA ligase, cytoplasmic-like. Gene Ontology annotation, molecular function: RNA binding; histidine-tRNA ligase activity; identical protein binding. Gene Ontology annotation, biological process: histidyl-tRNA aminoacylation; mitochondrial translation. NCBI's taxonomy places the organism in Eukaryota, Metazoa, Chordata, Aves, Passeriformes, Sturnidae. Gene Ontology annotation, cellular component: mitochondrion; cytoplasm; cytosol. The record is from RefSeq and is a predicted model, not a curated record.